This is a messenger RNA of Pteropus alecto (black flying fox), 4032 nucleotides long. RefSeq names its product beta-1,3-N-acetylgalactosaminyltransferase 2 (gene B3GALNT2). The record is from RefSeq and is a predicted model, not a curated record. Gene Ontology annotation, cellular component: membrane. The coding region runs from base 1 to 1752 and encodes 583 amino acids. Gene Ontology annotation, molecular function: hexosyltransferase activity. Lineage: Eukaryota; Metazoa; Chordata; Mammalia; Chiroptera; Pteropodidae. The transcript has 13 exons.
AUGCGCAUGCGCCGGGCUCACGUCCCACCUGCUCAGGUCGCGCCCCGGGGCCUGGGCGUCCGGCCUGCUGUGCGCAGGGGUCCGGCAAAGCGGCGGCAGCGCUGGCCAGGCGGCUCGGUCACACAGGGUCGUGUGCAGGGCUCGGCGGAGAUGCCAACAGGAGACCCGAGGGCCUUGGCGUCGGAGAAGCGGGAGGAGCCCCAGCCGCCCGCGGAUCGGGCCACCAGGUCGCUUCCUCCCUCCCCAGCCUGUGGGGUCUCGUUGGGUCAGGGCUCCGAGCUCUCGGCGCCGUGGGCCCUGUCGGUGGAAGGGGGCUGGGCUUUGCCGUCAGGGAGUAGCCGCUUCGGAAAAUGCCCCUUCGUAGUCUAUCAAUUGGCCUUAUUUCCUCGGUGGGAAUCUAGCCAUUAUGAUGUAGUAGUUGGUGUGUUGUCAGCCCGCAAUAACCGUGAACUUCGAAAUGUGAUUAGAAGCACCUGGCUGAAGCAUUUAAUACAACAUCCAACACUAAGUCGACGCGUGCUGGUCAAGUUCAUCAUAGGUGCUCGUGGCUGCGACGUGCCCGUGGAGGACCGGGAAGACCCUUACUCCUGCAGACUGCUCAACAUCACGAAUCCAGUUUUGAAUCAGGAAAUCGAGGCGUUCGGUCUUUCUGAAGACACUUCAUCAGGGCUCUCUGAGGACCGCGUCGUCAGUGUGAGCUUCCGAGUUCUCUACCCGAUCGUUAUUACCAGUCUUGGAGUGUUUCAUGAUGCCAGCGAUGUGGGUUUCCAAAGGAACAUCACGGUCAAGCUCUAUCAGGCGGAACAGGAGGAGGCCCUCUUCGUUGCUCGCUUUAGCCCUCCGAGCUGUGGCGUGCAGGUGAACAAGCUGUGGUACAAGCCUGUGGAGCAGUUCAUCUUGCCAGAGAGCUUUGAAGGUACAAUCGUGUGGGAGAGCCAAGACCUCCAAGGCCUCGUGUCAAGAAAUCUGCACAAAGUGACAGUAAAUGACGGAGGGGGAGUUCUCAGAGUCAUCACAGCUGGGGAGGGUUCAUUGCCUCAUGAAUUCAUGGAAGGUGUGGAGGGAGUUGCAGGUGGUUUUAUUUAUACUAUUCAGGAAGGCGACGCCCUCUUACGGAGCCUUCGCUCUCGCCCUGGAAGACUCGCCGAUCAUACGCGGAGCCUCCGCAUGGAAGAUGCCUCGCUGGAGGAGGAGAGCGGUGUCUAUGGUGACAUCGUUUUUGUGGAUGUCGUCGACACUUACCGGAAUGUUCCUGCAAAGCUGUUGAACUUCUACAAGUGGACUGUGGAAACGACCAGCUUCGAUUUACUGCUGAAGACGGAUGACGACUGUUACAUAGACCUGGAGGCUGUGUUUAACAGAAUUGCCCACAAGAACCUGGAUGGGCCUAAUUUUUGGUGGGGAAAAUUGAACUGGGCCGUUGACCGAACCGGAAAGUGGCAGGAGCUGGAGUACCCCAGCCCUGCGUACCCCGCCUUCGCAUGCGGGUCGGGGUACGUGGUCUCCAAGGACAUCGUCCACUGGCUGGCCAGCAACGCGGGGAGGUUGAAGACCUACCAGGGUGAAGAUGUAAGCAUGGGCAUUUGGAUGGCAGCCAUAGGACCUAGGAGAUAUCAGGACGGCCUGUGGCUGUGCGAGAAGACGUGCGCGUCGGGGAUGCUGUCUUCUCCGCAGUACUCCGCACGGGAGCUCACGGCACUCUGGGACCUGAAGGAGCUGUGCGGUGACCCGUGCCAGUGUGCAGCCCGAUGACGGUUUAAGUCGCCGCGUGUAAAGCUCAGGGUAGGCGAACGACAGUCCGUGGACGUGUGAGGACAGCCGAGGUUUGGCAGCGAUUCUGUGGUCCUUCCGGAGAGUCUAGGCUGGCGCUUCUGUAACCAGUGUGGUAUCUCUUAAUGUUUGCACAAGUUUUUCCUUUUUAAAAAUCAACUGAUACUGUAGCAUAAGACAAACUCUAUUUAUAUAUUGGAAGAUGAUUUGAAAAAUGCCAAAUAGUUUAUAAAAGAAUAUUUGUAAAUCCAGAUAUAUCAUUUCUAGUUAGUAAUUCAUUACCUGUCAUUUUUUGUAAAACUUGGCUUGUUCAGACAUCGUUAGUAGCUGAGAGUUGGAAUUUCGGCUGGAUUGCAGAAUAGCUGCGUAUAGCGUAAUUAUCAUUAAUAUGGGCCAAAAACGACUCACGGAAAUGCUGCGUGAGGAUCUGUGGGCAGUGGUCACUCAUACCAAAGUGUGUGAUUUCUGGGAAUAAUGUCAGAUUUCUGUGGACGUCUGGAUGAAGUGGGCAGCUGAAGCCAGGUAGUUCUCAGUUCUGGGCCUCGGUCUUGAAGUUUGUAUUAAGUGCCCUAAUGCAAGUUUUCUUUUGCCACAUCACAUAAAUCCUGAAGGUCAGUCGAGCAUUUUUUUUUUUUUUUAACAUAAGUUAAAUCAAGUAUACCUCUCAGGAUUUUAAGUAGUUGCCACUUUAAAAGAAUUUUGCUUUCGUCCUGUCAUUGCCUGAUGGUCACCUGAUCUUUUAUAGACGCUAUGCUCAGUGUAGGUGUGACCGUGGAGGAAAAGCCCUGCAGUUGAGAGAUCGUAGCAUGUAUGUCAUGCAGCGUAGGGGCUGUGCCUCCCUACGUUUAAGGGACAUUCCCAAAUGACCGACCUAAUCAUUUUAGUAACUUUUUAAACUGGUAGUAGCAAGAGAAUUCCAUUAAAAGUGGCCUUGUGACAGACAUUAACUGUGCUCAGAUUUUGUGAGAUUUAGCUAGGUGCUAUUUGACAUUGAAAUCUCCACGUAAUGAAAUGCAGUCAUGACCUAUAAAAUAUGAAAUAAAACCAAAAUCAUUAGUAGGUGCAAAGCCUUUAUUGCUAUUAUACACGAGGUGAGAAACGGUCUCUUCCCAAAUGAAAAGUACCACCUUUUUUAUCCUCAGGGCACGUUAUAAAACGUGUCCCAAUAAAUCCUUUACUUCCGGCGAACCCCAGUCACAACAAGCAGCCUAGUGGCCUCGGGUUCAGUUAGCUGUUACCAUCGCACUAACAGACAGUCUCCAUUUUCCACAGAGUAAAACUGUAACGACUGUUGGUCACUUUCUAGUUCGAUCUCUCUGCCCGGCAUCUGAAAGUAGAAAAGGGGGCUCAUUAAGACAGAUCUGACGGAGCGUAAUGUAUGGCGCCCCCAGACAGAGGGGUCGGGUCUCCGUGCGGAAUGAGUGUUAUAGACUCAGUUUGACAGCAUGUCAUCCUGUGGGGGACGAAGUGUGACUGUGUUUGCCGGGCAACUUACUUUGGGACUUUCAUAGGACAACAGAAGGUCUGACGCAGGAACUCUGAGGAGACGCGACAGCAUUCCUUUCACUUUCUGAACUGUCAUGGAGUCUGUCACAGAAAAAAGAAAAACCGUCCAUUCUCUGAUAUGACAGUUACCUGUGUUACUGGCUCACGUGACAAUUGCAAUGACAGGUGAAAUGCAUUUCACAGUCUCACUUGACCCAAGUAAACGAUUAGGGAAAGGUGCACCGAUCACGUACUGCACCGACAGUCACUUGGGGACCGGGCCAGUGCCUGACCCAGGCGUCCUCUGACAGGGCGUUCACACACCACUUCCUCCGAAUAAACCAGAAACCAUUAACUUUUCAAAGUUUUAAAAUCUGUGAUGGCGUGACGGAAAGACUGCCGGAGCGGGCGCUCACCCUCUGUGAAGUGAGGGAAGCUGGGUCGCCGUGUCCCCUCCAGGCGGCCAGCCCGGCUGUGCUGACCUGUGCUCGACACACUGGCCACCAGGCAUGGGAAUGUGACUUUAUGGUUUGUUCAGAAAACACUAUGAACUUUUUUUUCCAAAGAUGGGUCUGUGGUAAUGUUGGCUAUUUUGAUUGAGAAAUAGUUCCUUUGAAGCUUUAGCUGGAGGUGCAGCAAUAGUGUGGCGUUCCUAUAAAUACCACAUGUAUUCAAACGUAUUUUUCUAUCGAAAAUCAUUUUGGAAAAGCUGUUUUUAUGCAACUUGUAAUAAUAAAUGUUCUUUAUUUUAGAAUAAAAAUGGACUUCUUAAGUUUA